Molecule: messenger RNA, 532 nt
Organism: Saimiri boliviensis boliviensis (Bolivian squirrel monkey)
Lineage: Eukaryota; Metazoa; Chordata; Mammalia; Primates; Cebidae
Gene: LAIR2
Product: leukocyte associated immunoglobulin like receptor 2
Biological process (GO): immune response-regulating signaling pathway
Cellular component (GO): plasma membrane
Source: RefSeq, a predicted model, not a curated record
GGGGUCAUGUCUCCCCACCCCACCGCCGUCCUGGGCCUAGUGCUCUGCCUGGCCCAGACGAUCCACACGCAGGAGGGGGCCCUGCCCAGACCCUCCAUCUCGGCUGAGCCAGGCACUGUGAUCCCCCCGGGGAACCCUGUGACCUUCCGCUGCCGGGGCCCAGUUGGGGUUCACACAUUCCGCCUGGAGAGGGAGAAUAGAUCCCAGUACAAAGAUAAUUAUGAUGUGUCUCUAGUUAGUCCAUUUUUGUCAGAGGCCACAUUCCGCAUUGACUCAGUGAGUGAAGACAGCGCUGGGGGUUAUCGCUGCAUCUAUCAUAAGGCCUCCAGAUGGUCUCAGCACAGUGAGACGCUGGAGCUGGUGGUGAAAGGGACUGUGCCAGACACGGAAGCCUCCGGGUUUGACUCACUGUGAAUGAGGAGAAAUGGCCUCCCGCCUUGUGAACCUCAAUGGGGAGAAAUAAUUGGAAUGAGCAAUAGAGAUACACAUAUGCCUUUACAUGCAUAUGCAAAUAAAAAUGUAUGAUUUGCAA